Molecule: messenger RNA, 2583 nt
Organism: Paramisgurnus dabryanus
Lineage: Eukaryota; Metazoa; Chordata; Actinopteri; Cypriniformes; Cobitidae
Gene: fscn1b
Product: fascin actin-bundling protein 1b
Biological process (GO): cell migration; actin filament bundle assembly; establishment or maintenance of cell polarity
Cellular component (GO): ruffle; microvillus; filopodium
Molecular function (GO): actin filament binding; protein-macromolecule adaptor activity
Source: RefSeq, a predicted model, not a curated record
GUCUCUCUCUCACGCGCCAUCCUGUAUCACUUGACACACCCACCCAGAACCGUUCGUUACUGAUUCCCACCGAACUGUAAAGCCCAAACAAUAAAGCCAUGUCUUCUGAAGGUUUAGGUGAAACCCUGGUGAUCCGGUUCGGCCUCAUAAAUGCCGGUAACAAAUAUCUCACAGCGGAGACGUUCGGCUUUAAAAUCAACGCCUCUGCAUCCUCCAUGAAGAAAAAGCAGGUGUGGACCCUCGAACAGUCUGGGGAUCACGGAGACUCCAAUGCAGUGUUCAUCAAAAGCCACCUGGGUCGAUUUCUCGCCACCGACAAGGACGGCAACGUGACCGCAGACAGCGAGCAUCCCGACCCGGAUUGUCGGUUCCUAGUCAUCGCUCACGACGACGGCCGGUGGUCCCUGCAGUCCGAGCCCCACGCGCGGUACCUAGGCGGGACCGAGGACCGAAUCUCGUGCUUUGCGCAGAGCAUCACGCCCGCGGAAAAGUGGAACGUGCACCUGGCGGUCCAUCCUCAGGUGAACAUCUACAGCGUCGCGCGCAAACGGUACGCGCAUCUGUCCGAGCGCAACGAGCUCUCCGUGGACCGGGACGUACCGUGGGGCGUGGAUUCGCUCCUCACGCUCGUGUACCUGGAUCACCGGUACCAUCUGCAGACCGCCGACAACCGCUUUCUGUCGUGCAGCGGUGCCCUGGUUGGCAAACCGGACACCGUGACCGGUUUUACGCUUGAGUUUCGGGCGGGUAAGGUCGCUUUCCGCGAUGCCACGGGAAAAUACAUCGCGCCCACUGGACCCACCGGGACCAUGAAGUCCGGCAAGAGCGCGCGUGUCGGCAAAGACGAGCUUUUUGUCCUCGAGCAAAGUCACGGGCAAGUGGUGCUGACAGCCAGCAAUGAGAGAAACAUUUCCAUGCGUCAGGGGGUUGAUUUAUCAGCCAAUCAGGAUGAGGAGUCAGACCUGGAGGUGUUUCAGAUGGAGAUGGAUAGCCAGACAAAGCAUUGUUCCUUCCGAUCUUGCAAUGGGAAGUAUUGGAGCCUCACCCCUAGUGGAGCUAUCCAGUGUACUGCCUCCACCAAGUCACCCAGCUGUUUCUUUGACCUUGAGUGGAAGGGGACAAAAGUUGCACUGAAGGCCAUUAAUGGGAAAUACCUGGCAGCCAAGAAAAACGGACAGCUGGCAGCUGCUGUGGACACUGCAGGCGAGCAGGAGGAGUUUGUGUUGAAGCUCAUUAACAGACCAUUGAUCGUAUUGCGAGGUGAACACGGCUUCAUAGGUUGUCGCAAACAAGGAACUGGGACCCUUGAUUCCAAUCGCUCAUCUUAUGACGUCUUCCAGUUGGAGUACAAUAACAAUGCUUACAGCCUAAGAGACUCAGUUGGAAAGUAUUGGACAGUGGAGGCAGACGGUUCUGUGGUUAGCAGCAGUGACGCGCCCAUCUUCUUCCACUUUGAGUUCUGCGAUUAUAAUAAAGUAGCCAUUAAGACAAAGGAUGGCAAGUAUCUUAAGGGAGAUCACGCUGGGGUGUUAAAAGCCAGUGGUCAGCGCAUCGCAGACGCCACAUUGUGGGAAUACUGAGUAUACAGCGUAACACCUUUUACAUCCACACAUACUAAAUAAACAACGUGUGUCUGUAAACUAUCUUUAAACGUAAGCAAAAAGCAUCGUCUGCGGCAUAAGCACAAGAUAAUAACAUGCAUUGUAUAGCACACAACACCCUUAAGCAUCUCUGAAUAAUCUAAUGGUUCAAAAACACAUAGUUGAGUUAAGAAAGAGAUGUUUUGCACAAAAUGCACAAAGACUUAAGAGAAGCACAAAUGAAUAUUAAGGAUAUAAACUGGAUUAUUGUUGGAUAAACUUGAUAGACACAUCGACGUCCAAAUGGAUGUCCCGGUUGUCUCAAUGAUUUGAUAACGUGUAGUAAUAUUAAUGGGGUAAAAUACAACUCACAGGCAUCUAAGAUGUUUUCUUUUUUCUGAUUUUAAUAGUUCUUACUAAGAAAUCGGUAGUGUUACAUAAUAUCCAAUCAUUUGUUUAUGCUAAAAAAGCACACUGACGUAUCUGUCACAAGCUGAGCCCUCGAGUUAUAGAGUUUGUUCCUAGUGAUGAUCCAAAAACAGUUUUAGAUUGAACUGUGCUUCUGUAAUGAGGCCAAGGUUUUAAAUAGCAGCUCUGUGUUAAAAAUUCAUUGUUCAUAUAAGAGAGGCUCUCAUUUUCAAAGACAUAAAAGUCUCUUUCACCCGCACACACAUCCAUACAAAGUGAGUCCAAAGCAAACUUGAUUUGUUUGUCAAAUUGUCAUGUAUCGUGUUUGCCAUGUUUGGUUGUGCUUGGCAAGGACCAAAUACAACCAUUACAGAAAUAACAGUGUUUUUAAUGCAACUCUAGCUUAAUAUUCAUGUGAUUUGCACUUUUUCGGCUAAAGCUUUUUCAUGUGAAUGUGUUUUGAAGGAAAAGAUGAAAUAUUGCUUGUGCCUUUUUUGAGUGGGAUAAUGCUUAUUUAAAAGUCAUUUGAUUGUCAUUAUGUGCCAUUUGCAACUGGACAUCAAGAGAAAAUGAAUGAAUAAAAUGUUGUCAAAUA